ACAAUAAAUCAAAUUUACAAUAAAUACAAAGUAUAUAAAGUACAAGUUUUAAAAAAGAAUUUAUGCCGCUGGCUUUUUUGUCGUCUACUUAAAAGCAAUAAAAGAAAUAAAAACGAAACGUGAUCAUACGAUAUUUUGCAUUUACGUCGUCAUUAUCAAAAUCAUCAUCAGCCUAGCUGGCAGCAGUCAGUCAAUAAACCAACCUGCGCUGCUGAUUGAAACGUCGCAAUUCAGAUGAGAAAAAAGUGCCAAAAUCGGCAAACAAACACAAACUGCAGUGGAAAAGACAAUACACAAACUGGUGAAGAUUCGACAAUUAAACAUUUACAGAUAUUAACAGAUAUUUAGAGAUAUCUACAGAUCUACAGAUUGCAAUGCAACGAGUAUCUAAACUGAUUAAAAGAUUUCGUAAACUUGUUUAGCUCGUCAAACUCUUGAGGUUUUGCUCGUGAAGAUCGAUCGAAUCACAUACGUUCACAAAAUUGAUCAAUUGCAAAAAUUAAAAAUUACACAAUCACGCGAUAGUGAUAACCUACUGCUCCCGAAAUAAAACAGUUAAGAAACGUCAGACUCAGCCAUCAGCAGUUGCAGCUCGUUACAGGCACGUUUCCAUCUAUGAUUUUAUUCUAAUUUGGUGUCAAUUAGGACAAAUACUCUAAACCCAAAAAUGCUCGGUUUAUUAGUGAAUUUCGUGCAUAGUGCUCUCGAAUUUUCAAUGUUGGGGUGCAUUGAAGCAGCUUCAAUUGCCCUCAUCAUUUACUACAUUUAUGCAAAAACAAGAGCACCUGCAAUAAUUGCUGGCCUGUUUCCUAACUUAAAUUUAAAUAUCGAUUAUCGAUCAUCAUUGAUAAAGUUUAACAACAUGGGCAAUGAACUUUUAAUUACAUUACGCAAUAGUACUAAAUUAGAAACUAGGUCUGCACAGACACUUCAACAAAGUUCCGGAACUCAAAAUAUGUUGAACUUAACACCACAUGCUGGACGAAAACCUUUUGUCUCGAGUUUCAAUUAUAAUGUUUUCUUCUCCCAUUUGUCUCAGGUUUUAAACAUUAAAAAAUUUAAUUAUCCACAGAUAUCAAAUAUAGUUCAAAAGGAUUCAGUUUUACAAAUUGCAAUAAAGCAGGCUGUCGAACAAAUUUUACGCGAACAACGUAGCUCGAAUGGUACUCGGAUUUUGGAUAGAUUGAAAAACGAUCAUAACCAAGAUAGCAAUGCGCGUAGUGAGCAAGAAGAAUUAAAUUAUCAAAAAAUUUUAAAAUCACAGGAAAAACGUACCAUUAAUACAUUAAAAAAUAUGCGUUCAUCCAUUAACACAUUUUUGAUUCAACUCACUUCUUGGGUUUUGUAUAAGUUGCUACCAUGUUUUUUGACGGGUGUUGUUACAAAUACCAAACAAAUUAAAAUGCUGAAAAAAAUUUCGGAUGACGCACCAGGUGUUCCUUUAAUCUUUGUACCAUUACAUCGAAGCCAUCUUGAUUAUAUAAUGGUAACUUUUAUAUUAGCAAAUAAUGACAUACGAUGUCCAAUCGUUGCAGCAGGUGAUAAUUUACAAAUUCCGGUAUUUGGGGGACUAUUGCGAGGAUUAGGCGCAUUUUUUAUUAAGCGUAAAAUAGAUCCAGUUGUAGGCAACAAAGAUAUAUUAUAUCGUGCGAUUCUGCAACUCUAUAUACAACAUGCACUUAAGAACGGUCACAACAUAGAAUUUUUCAUAGAAGGAGGACGUACGCGCACUGGCAAGCCAUGUAUGCCUAAAGGUGGAAUAUUAUCAGUAGUUGUUAAUGCGUUUAUGGAUCACAGCAUCAGUGACGCUUUACUUGUACCAGUUUCAGUAAAUUAUGAGCGUUUAGUUGACGGUAAUUUUGUAAGAGAACAAAAGGGACAAAAAAAAGAAGCUGAAUCAUUUUCCAAAGCAAUAAGUGCUAUAUGGAAGGCACUUACAUCAAAUUAUGGCCUCAUGCGUAUAGAUUUUAACGAACCUUACUCAAUCCGUCAACUUGUUCAAUCCUACAAUAAAAUAACCAAAGAUGAAACUUUACCAAACAGUUAUAUAUCAGCGCAAAGAGUUUUACAACACAACCAGUCUACUUCUUCACUCUAUGGUACUGAUGUAGUAUGCGAAGAACAUCGGAACCUUAUCGAUAGUAUAUCUCGCCAAAUUGUAUAUGAUUGCGCACAGGCAACUUCAGUUAUGUCAACUAAUGCAUUAUCGUUUAUAUUACUUACUGAACAUAGACAGGGGGCAACUGGCAAAGAAAUUGCGAAAAGUUUUGAUACAUUACGUGAAUCUUUGUUUGGUCAAAAAGAUUUGGGUUUUGCAGGAGAAUCAUUACAGAUUGUAUUUUACGCUGCUGAUUUGUUGGGAGAUUUGAUUACAACAUAUACUAAAGAUGGGGAAACAAUUUUUAAGCCUCAGUCUAACAUCGAAAGUAUGAUUGAAUUGUCAUAUUAUUCCAAUAUGUUGACACCACAUUUUGCUCUGCAAUCUAUUUUAUUAACUACAUUUCAUUCUCUAUUACCUACGAAAGAGGAAAGCUUGUCAGAAAGUGAUGAAUCACCUUUAAUAGGAAUAACAAGGACAAAACUUGUGGAAGUAGCUGAACAAAAUUGUGAUGUAUAUAGGUACGAGUUUAUUCUAUGCAAACCUACAGAAAAUCUGAAAGAUGCAUUAUAUAAUGCACUGGAUGUCUUGAUUGAAAGGCAGUAUUUCAACAUGAAUGAAAAAUUGUUUAUAUGCGAAGCUGAUUACGUCAAAUACACUAAAACUUCCUAUUUUGAGGACGGUUCCGAAGAUGAUUAUAACGAUGUGGAACAACCGGACAUAUUUUUUGAUCGUGAAUCAAUAAAAAUGCAAAAAGCAAUAUGCGAGGUGCUGGCACCGUUUGCAAAUUCAUAUCUAGCUGUAGCCCAAUCACUUUACAUUUUAUACAACAACCCUACAUUAGAAACAGAAUUUAUAAAAAUUAUUAUAAACAAAUUGAUUGCAAAUGUGAAAGAAGGACAGUGUAUAUAUGCUGAAAGUGUAUCGAUAGAUUCUGUUCGAAACUGUUUAAAGCUAUUGGAGAAAUGGUCUGUCGUUCAAAUUUACAACGCAAACGGGAUGCGCUUGAUUGCUCUUAAUAGACUUUACGAAUUAAAUAUAGAGUCUUUAAAUCCAAUUAUUCAACGAAUAUCCGCUGUUGUACCAAUUUAUGAUAACGGUUACUUUUAGUUAAAAAAAUAUUUAAAACUACAUAUUUAAUGAAAAGUUAAAUUUUAUUAAUUUUUUAUACACGCUUCC
This is a messenger RNA of Teleopsis dalmanni, 3277 nucleotides long. It is a transcript of the gene mino, whose product is annotated as glycerol-3-phosphate acyltransferase 1, mitochondrial. The transcript has 11 exons. The coding region runs from base 668 to 3208 and encodes 846 amino acids. The record is from RefSeq and is a predicted model, not a curated record. Gene Ontology annotation, cellular component: mitochondrial membrane. NCBI's taxonomy places the organism in Eukaryota, Metazoa, Arthropoda, Insecta, Diptera, Diopsidae.